AUGGCUGCCCUUGCUUCCAAGCAGCAGUCGCUGAAGAUCUUUGAGAAACUGAAGACCAAGCCUGCAAACAAGAUCUGCUUCGACUGCGGCGCCAAGUACCCAACCUGGACAUCAGUCCCCUUUGGCAUCUACCUCUGCCUUGACUGCUCAUCCAACCACCGAAACCUUGGUGUCCACAUCUCCUUCGUCCGAUCCACCAACCUCGACCAAUGGCAAUGGGAUCAGCUGCGCUUGAUGAAGGUCGGCGGCAAUGAGUCGGCCACCAAGUUCUUCCAGCAAAACGGAGGAACCGCCGCUCUUAACAGCAAGGACCCCAAGACCAAGUACCAAUCCAAUGCUGCGACCAAGUACAAGGACGAGUUGAAGCGCCGCGCGGCAAGGGACGCUCAAGAGUACGCUAGAUACCCUGGCGAGGUUGUUAUCAACGAUGCUCCCGAUGCCGACACCUCGACCCCCGCUGGCGAGCCCGACGAUGAUUUUUUCUCCUCCUGGGACAAGCCGUCCAUCAAGAAGCCCACCCCUCCCAUUUCUCGCACAGCAACCCCUCCGACUGUCGGCCGAACCCCUUCCCCCUUCCUCAAUACCAACAAUGGCGCCGGCAAGGACAUUGCUCGAUCUUCCUCGCCUCUGGCUAAGACCGAAGCCGACAACAAGCCUGCUGCCAGCCGCAUAACCACCUCUGCCGCCCUUCGCAAGACGACCGCCACUGGCGCUCCUCGCAAGGCCAACAUCCUCGGUGCCAAGAAGGCACCCAAGCUUGGCGUUAAGAAGGUCACUAGUGACAUUAUCGACUUCGACGAGGCUGAGAAAAAAGCCAAGGAGGAGGCCGAACGCAUCGCAAAGCUGGGCUACGACCCUGAGGCUGAGGAGGAGAGGAAGGCUGCUACCAAGGCGGACUCCGUCGCAGCUCCUACCCCUGCCAGCCCCCAGGGCGGCUACGGAUCCUCCAGCCACACCCGCCAGAAGUCUAACGCAGAGGUGGAGCGCCUGGGCAUGGGUGUCUCCAGACUGGGCUUUGGUCAGGUUGGUGGACCCAAGGGCGCGGCAGCACCCAAGAAGGUCGGCACCGGGGGCUUCGGCUCCGUUGGACCCAUCAAGGCCAAGACUGAGGAUGACAGUGAGAACUACGCUCGCAGCAAGUUCGGCACCCAGAAGGGUAUCUCCUCUGAUGAGUUCUUCGGCAAGGGUUCGUUCGAUCCCAACGCUCAGGCCGAGGCAAAGGGACGUUUGCAAGGCUUCGAGGGUGCCACCUCAAUCUCGUCCAAUGCAUACUUCGGUCGCCCCGAGGACGAGCCCACGGAAGAAUACGGCGAUCUCGAGGGCGCCGCCAAGGACUUCAUCCGCAGAUUCGGAAUCACGGCUGGCGACGACCUCGAGAACCUCACUCAGCUGGCAGGCGAGGCCAGCCAGAAGCUGCAGGGCGCUAUCCGCGCUUACCUCGGAAGCUGA
This is a messenger RNA of Colletotrichum higginsianum IMI 349063, 1449 nucleotides long. RefSeq names its product Arf gtpase-activating protein. Gene Ontology annotation, biological process: COPI coating of Golgi vesicle. Lineage: Eukaryota; Fungi; Ascomycota; Sordariomycetes; Glomerellales; Glomerellaceae. The record is from RefSeq and is a predicted model, not a curated record. The transcript has 5 exons. Gene Ontology annotation, molecular function: GTPase activator activity. Bases 1 to 1449 code for a protein of 482 amino acids.